Aspergillus uvarum CBS 121591 is the source of this 4008-nucleotide messenger RNA. RefSeq lists its product as uncharacterized. The coding region runs from base 433 to 3810 and encodes 1125 amino acids. The record is from RefSeq and is a predicted model, not a curated record. Lineage: Eukaryota; Fungi; Ascomycota; Eurotiomycetes; Eurotiales; Aspergillaceae. Gene Ontology annotation, biological process: protein localization to plasma membrane. The transcript has 2 exons. Gene Ontology annotation, cellular component: plasma membrane.
CGCCGUCUUUCCCACUCCAUCUGAGGGGUGGAUUCUCUCGCUUCUGCCUCGCUUUUCUGCCAGCUCAACCACUCAGCUCUGGACCUUGUUUCGGCUGCUGCUCAGUCUCGCUCACUGUCUAUUGUGUACUUCUAGCCUUUACUCAUUUCGUUCGCGUUGCCCCGCUUGUAAUCCCUUUCUUUUCUGAUCUCUCUCACUCCGCCCUUCAAAGGUCCACGUUGACCGUUACCCGAUCAAGGCUCUUACUAACGCAAUCUCCGCUGAACCUCCUGGAUGGUCGAUUCAUAGACAAGCACACCUUGGCUAGUCUGUCUAGUUCUCACUUCCUGGCGUGUAUCGCCUGAUACUGCGACGGAAUUUGCGUAAUCCCUUACCUUUCCUGGAAUUCCUCAUAUACCGAGAUUCGGGCACCCGUUGCCGCAGUUCACACCAAUGGAGGGCGUGCGCCAGUCCUGCCGGCCGAAACACCAGGUCCUGGUGCUGAAAUGCUAUCCACAAUACCAGAAAGGGGUGCAGGAGGUUAAGCCCAAUCCCAGUGAACUGUCCUAUUUGCUCUACUACGCCAGCACUCGCCGCAGCAAGCUGACCAAGGUUGGCGCUUUCCUGGAGAAACGAGCCGCUCGCGAUGUCUGGCGUCGCAAGACAGGCAAUGUGCAGGUCACGCUCCAGAUCCUUACGGCCCUCAUCGAAAAAGUCCCCCGCGACCUCCCCAUCUACGCCCGAUCCGUCCUGACAAUCCUGGAAACCGUGCUCCGCUCUCGCGACAUCACAAUCGUCGAGGACUCCAUCCCUACCUUUGAAACCUUCUGCAGCCAUCAGGAUGUGGCAGCACUGACAGCGGAGCCUGAGUUCGCAACACAGUACCGCGAGGUGGUACGUACAUAUGCGAGCUUUGCGGAGGUCGAGCCGUCCUCUCAGGCUAACGCCCUUGCCCCGAGUCUACCCAUGGCCCUGCGGUGGAGGAACGCGGGAUUGCGCGCCAUCAAGGGCGUGGUCGGCUCCGAGACGGGCCUGGCGGCCGAUGGCGGCGACUCGCUGAGAAUUACAAUGCCGAUCAUACUCGAGAAUCUGUGCAAAGGAGAUAAGGAUUUAGUGACCUCGCUCGAACAUCUGCUUGAGCAGUCGGAAAAGGCAGACACCGAGCUCGCCCACAAACGGCGCGUCAGCACCGCGACCGUGCAGACAGUUGACACGGCCAACGGUGAUCCGGUAUUGGCAUCGCAGUCCGCAGCCGACGCAGACAAGAAGGCCGAGUUGGAUGUUCGGCUUCUUGCCCUUCGCUGCCUCGAGCGCAUUGUCGUUAGUGGAAGCAGCCGCGGCCAGAUUCGAGUCACUACUCAAAUUGCGCUGGAGUUUAUUCUUCGGAAGAUCCCCACUAGCAACACGAGCUUCACACUGGACACCAGGGAGAACUGGGCUACCUCGCUGGUGGAAAUUAUAGCCAAGUGGUGUCCUGUUCAAGUCCGGUUCAUUAUCCCAGUGACUAUGAUGCAGAUUUUGAUGGACAUGAAGCUUAGCGACGAGACUUUGGGCGAACCAUUUGUUGUCAUCUUCAUGAUUGACUGGCUGCUGAAAUCCCCGGUCAACAUGAUUGGCUUGAGUGUUAUCGAUAUCUUGCUGGGCCUCCUACAGCAUUUGUCGUUCUUGCUAUCUUCUUCCGGAGGGGAAAAGGUAGUGGAGCCGUCUGCCCAAAGGAGGGAGCAGCUCUCUCUCCUUGAGAGGUGCAUUGGAGACCUCGCCACUCACAUAUAUUAUGGCGAUCAGGUUGUUGACAUGAUCAGAGCCAUCUUGACUCGCGUCAAACCUGUAAUCUCUCCUGACCAGCCGCCAAACUCAUCUCAGACCGAUUCUCCCGGGGCGCGCUCUCAGGCGCCAAGUGUUUCGGGCGACAGCAACUUCGUUGCCUUUGCGUCUGCUUUUGCCAAGAUCACAGCCCUUCGGGCCAUUAAGAACAUCCUGCUGGUGGCGAAUUCCCGGAGAGCCGCGACCGCAGCUGGCGCCGAAACAAGAAACAAAGUGGGCAUCCAUGUCUGGGAGGGGACGCAAUGGCUCUUACAGGAGUCCCAGGACGAGGUUCGUUAUGCGUACGCAGACGCAUUCCUGACCUGGCUCAAGCUGGAGACCAAUCAGCAAGAUCUGUUGGUCAACGACAAGUCCAGCAAGGCCCACAAUCUGAGACGAGAGAUGUCUGACAUCGAGAAGAGCGGCAAACGGACCGCUUCUAUGGGCGUGAAUCAGAGGGAGAAGUCCAUAUUGGUGGCCCAGCACAACUUCCUCCGGCUGCUACAUUUGGCCGUUUAUGACAUCGCGCUUGAGUCUUUUGCACGGGUCGCUGAGAUGCGGCUGUUGCACCUUUUGCUGGCAAGCCUUCUCGAUAACUUGGGAGUGAAUGCCAUUCGCUUCGGGCUUUCUAUGGUAUUGAAGCUCCAAGAAGAUGUGGGCACUGUCGAGUCCCUGCAGUCAGUCACUGCAAGGGUGAACAUUGGUAGUCUGGUGUAUGGAUAUCUGUGGGCGGUGUCAGAGAAGUUCGACUUAGAAUCCACCAAAGUGGGAAGAGAUAUACAGAACGAAGUCGUCAAGAGGCAGAAGCUUGGUCUCUGGCUUGAUCACAUUCGCCUACCCCCAGCAAGUCUGGAGACUAUACUCCAAGGCACUAACGGUGCCAGUAACUACGCAGGGGAUGUCAACCAGCUUACACCGUUCACCGAGGUGGAGGAGCUAGUUCGUUGUAUCGAGGACUCGUACAACUUCUCUGUACAGAAUGCCACCACCAGCCCUCCUUCCUCUCCAGGGCGUGCCCCGACUUUGCCAGUGCUGGGACAAGGGUCAGGUCUCCAGGACACCCCACAGAGACAGCUCCUACCUUCUACAGCUCGCGAGCAAAUGCUAUCGGCUUGGACUCGUGAAUUGUGCCUGGCCGCUGCCGAGCGAGAGAAGGCAGAAUUCAUAUCUAUGAAUGGAUCGAGAGCAGGAACCCUGGCGAUUCGCAAUCAUUUCAACGUGAAUCCGACCGAGAGCAGCCCUCCCUCUACCACAUCUCCCAAAUCCGGCCAGCAAGUUGCAGCUGGUCUGCACAACUCUCGUCGGAUGAGCAUUUCGGAAUCCGCUCGAGUUCGGGUGAACAGUUCUAGCCGGGAGUCUCCCGUGCAUGUCAAUGAACUGAGACGCGUACUUUCGAUCAAUGAUCAAGAGAAACUCCGGCGCCUUAGCCCCCUUAGAGGCCGACUUGAUGCCUCCAACCGCAGCGUUGUCUCAUCGAGCAGUGAGAGCAUGGUCAGCGGCUAUUCUUUGUCAGAGUUCGACGCAGAUGGCAUCUCAAUCCGCCAUCAAUCGCGCGACGGCCAGGACGGAGACACGGUGACUCCGAAAGCAUCAACAUCUUCUUUUGCGGGCUCGCAGAUGUACUACAUGGCUCACGAGGAUAUUCCUCCUGUCCCUCCGAUCCCGCCCUCUUUGUCCGUCACGGGGAACCUCGCCAGCGAGUCGCAACGUUCAUUGGCUUCCGAUCGACCCUCGACUGCUCCGGGGCCGCGUGGACAAGCGGCUGUGAACGGGAAGGCCGUCGCGCCCGCCUUGCCUCACCAUGGCAAAUCCCUCAGCAAGCACAAGAGUCGAUCGAGCACCGGUCUGUCGGCACAAGCUGCUGACGGGGACGCUCUUUCGAAUUCUGACCCGCGCCGCGAGGUGACCAAACUUCUGGAGGGGUUUCUCUCGCCCGCUCAUGCUGAAUUGAGGCCGGGGGGUGCAAGGGCUCGUGGAGGUCUUGGUCGACGGGGCAUCAGCGGAGGAAUCGGACGUCCCCCGUAUUAGUUUCUUCAUGUCAAUCUUUUUUUUUCUUAGUGUGUGUGUCUCAUGAUUGCGGGGCUUGAAUAUACCAUCCUACCUGUUACUUUCAUUGUUAUAUUUUCCUAUGUUGUAUUGGAUGUAUAGAGAGAGGUGUGCUUUACUGAGUACAAGAGCUAAUUCCUGUGCGUUGGAUAGAGAGAGACUUAAUGUAUAGGUGUGCGG